This is a messenger RNA of Plectropomus leopardus (leopard coralgrouper), 1982 nucleotides long. RefSeq names its product protein kinase C, zeta (gene prkcz). The record is from RefSeq and is a predicted model, not a curated record. NCBI's taxonomy places the organism in Eukaryota, Metazoa, Chordata, Actinopteri, Perciformes, Serranidae. Gene Ontology annotation, molecular function: protein binding; protein serine/threonine kinase activity; ATP binding. Gene Ontology annotation, biological process: protein phosphorylation.
GGCGGGAUUAUGUUGAGUUAAGCGUUUCUCUUCCGCCGUGACCGGGUGAUACAGCGAGUUUGGGCCCGUCCCGUUUGGGCUAGUUGGGAGUUACACCAAGCUGUACAAUGCAUAUGCUAGCGUCAAACGGAUCCAUAAUGGACUUGGACUCGGACUCGGUGAAAAUUAAGGCACACUACUGUGGGGACAUGCUGAUCACAGACUUGGCAGCCACGGUAACCUUUUUGGAGUUACGCGAGGAGGUGAGAACGAUGUGCAGCGUUGCCAAGCAGCAGCCCAUCACGCUCAAGUGGAUCGAUGAUGAAGGGGACCCUUGUACCAUCUCAUCCCAGAUGGAGCUGGAGGAAGCAUUUCGUAUUUACAGCCGAACCAAAAGAUCUGGACUACUGCUACAUGUGUUCCCCAGCAUCCCGGAGAGGCCUGGCCUGCCCUGCCCCGGAGAGGACAAAUCGAUCUAUCGCCGCGGGGCCAGAAGAUGGAGGAAACUGUACCGAGUCAACGGACACCUCUUCCAGGCCAAGCGCUUUAACAGGAAAGCCUACUGUGGCCACUGUAGUGAAAGGAUAUGGGGGCUGGGCAGGCAGGGCUACAAGUGUAUCAACUGCAAACUUCUGGUCCAUAAGCGCUGUCACCGACUCAUCCCUCAGACCUGCCAAAGGCUUAUGGAUCCAGCCAUGCCAUCACAGGAGCCCCCUUCAGAUGCCAAGAGUGAAGAAGUGGACCUUCCACCAGAUGACACAGAGGACACAGAUGGAAUACCUUUUUUACCACACAACUGUACAGUGGAUAAGACAGAAGAUGCCGAUUCAGAGGACAUCAAAGCAGUAGUGGAUGGCAUCGAUGGCAUCAAGCUUUCCCCGGGGUUGGCUCUUGGGCUGGGUGACUUUGACCUGAUCCGAGUGAUCGGCCGUGGAAGCUACGCCAAGGUCCUGCUGGUUCGAUUAAAGAAAAACAAGCAGGCGUAUGCCAUGAAGGUGGUGAAGAAGGAGCUGGUCCACGAUGAUGAGGAUAUUGACUGGGUUCAGACAGAGAAGCACGUGUUUGAGCAGGCGUCCACCAAUCCAUUCUUAGUAGGCCUCCACUCCUGUUUCCAGACAGAAAGUCGGUUAUUUCUGGUGAUUGAAUAUGUGAACGGCGGAGACUUGAUGUUUCAUAUGCAACGACAAAGGAAGCUCCCUGAGGAACAUGCAAGAUUUUAUGCUGCUGAAAUCUGUAUCGCUCUGAACUUCCUGCAUGAAAAGGGCAUCAUCUACCGUGACCUGAAGCUGGACAACGUACUCUUAGAUCAUGAGGGACACAUCAAGCUCACAGACUAUGGCAUGUGCAAGGAGGGGAUCAGACCAGGUGACACCACUAGUACCUUCUGUGGAACACCCAACUACAUAGCACCUGAGAUCCUGAGAGGAGAGGACUACGGCUUCAGCGUGGACUGGUGGGCCCUGGGCGUGCUGAUGUUUGAGAUGAUGGCUGGGAGGUCCCCAUUCGACAUUAUCACCGACAAUCCUGACAUGAACACAGAGGAGUACCUCUUUCAAGUUAUUCUUGAGAAGCCCAUUCGCAUCCCAAGGUCUCUGUCGGUGAAAGCUGCCAGCGUGCUCAAGGGCUUUCUAAACAAGGAUCCCAAGGAGCGGCUGGGUUGCCAGGUCCAGACGGGCUUCACAGAUAUCAAGUCACACACAUUUUUCCGCAGUAUAGACUGGGACCAGCUGGAGAAGAAAGAGGUAACACCGCCCUUCAAACCUCAAAUCACUGAUGACUACGGCCUCGAAAACUUUGACACGCAGUUUACUAAUGAACCAGUGCAGCUAACACCAGAUGAUGAGGACGUCAUCAAGAGAAUAGACCAGUCAGAGUUUGAGGGAUUUGAAUACAUCAACCCCCUGCUGCUAUCCACAGAAGAGUCUGUAUGAAGGGGAGACCAGCUUCCUCCUUCGCCCACCUACUGUCUGUCCAAGCUGCCGUCUCAGCCAAAAGACACUCGC